Octopus bimaculoides (California two-spot octopus) is the source of this 921-nucleotide messenger RNA. Its product is annotated as gamma-secretase subunit PEN-2. Lineage: Eukaryota; Metazoa; Mollusca; Cephalopoda; Octopoda; Octopodidae. Gene Ontology annotation, cellular component: gamma-secretase complex. The record is from RefSeq and is a predicted model, not a curated record. Gene Ontology annotation, biological process: Notch receptor processing.
GUGCAGAAGAAAAUUAUGUGCAAUUCUAAUAAAGUUACUUCCUGUUGUAAGUGUGUGUCAUUAAUUUAAAGGGAGUGACGUGACUCCCUACUCAAUAUUAUCGCUAAAACCAAACAUGGAUCUCCGAAGAGUGAAAGAUGAUGUCAAGUUAGAUUUAUGCCGGACAUAUUACAAAGGUGGUUUUGCACUCCUGCCAUUCUUAUGGUUUAUUAACUUCCUGUGGUUCUUCAGAGAAGCUUACCGCCGGCCAGAGUUUGAACAACAGAAACAAAUCCGUACAUAUGUUACUCGUUCAUUGAUUGGGUCUUUGAUCUGGUUCAGCAUCAUGAUUAUAUGGAUUAUAAUUUUUCAGAUGAAACGAGCUGAAUGGGGAGCUGUGGCUGAUUACAUGUCUUUCAUCAUUCCUACAGGCAGAGCAUAACUUUCUACAAGUGACUUAAUAACUCAUAUAGAAGUAUGGUUGUCAGUCAAUAACUGCCAAAUGACCUUCUUGCUCUGUGGCCUCUGUAAUAAACCUGAACUUGUUCUGAGAGAGAGAGAGAGUGUGUGUGUGUGUGUGUGUAUGUGUGUGUAUGUUACAAAGUAAAAGAGUGAAACCUGUAAAAUAUCUGCGAAUGACUUUUUUUUAACAUCCCACAUGAAUUGGCGUUAGGAAGGGCAUCCAGCUGUAGAAACUCUGCCAAAUCAGAUUGGAGCCUGGUGUUGCCAUCCGGUUUCACCAGUCCUCAGUCAAAUCGUCCAACCCAUGCUAGCAUGGAAAGCGGACGUUAAACGAUGAUGAUGAUGAUGAUGAUGAUGAGGGUUCCUAUUUACUUAAAUCGAACUGGAGACUAUUUUACCUAUAUGGUCUUUUCAUAAAAUAACAUCACAUAUAACUUGAAUAAUUGUCCUUAUUGUAAUUAAAGUCCCUCAAAUAACUUA